AUGGACAUGUCCUCGUACCUGCAAAACGACAAGGUAGGGGAAGAUGCGAUGGCGGACGUCGACUCGGACUCCACGGACUGCUGUGAUGUGGGAAUUUGGAGUGAAGAAGGGUCGGACGCGGAGGACUGCAUUGGGGACGAUGCUUCGGCACGAGAAGAAGGAUGCGCUCCGCAUUCAUCCGAGACUGAAGACGGGGGCAUGCCGUUAGACGAGGAGGAACACAACUUCACCGAGCAGCCAGCAAGUGAAGGAGGAGAGUUGGAGUGUUCAGGAGCUGAUGAGGCGGUUUGCGAGGAUGGGCACAGCAUGGAAGUUCCAUCUGCCCCUGUUGCUGAGCAAGCUCCGGCUCGACGACGGGCAGAUGGGCUCACCGGCUCGAACAGUUCAGACGAGUCGAAUGUGAGCAUGCGCCGAUGGUACUCCUGGUGUUCUGCCCCCUUGCCGGCGAGGACAGAAAGUCAGAGAACAACCAAGGUUGCUUCAGGAUCCAGGCGGUCAAGCUCCCUCUCCUCGAAAUCGUCUUCCUGCUCUUCCACAUCCGGCGAGAAGGUGGCGAGCAGCAGCUUGCUUGUCAAAUUCCUGCUGAGCAACGACAAAUACACCCCGAUCCACGUGAAACUGGAGGUGUUAGACGUCAGAUCACAAGUGUGCCUGGGAACGUUCCGCAAGGUUGCACCCGCCAACGUGAACGACUUCAUCAUUGCCUCGCUUCCCAUCGAGAAUGUGCAGGACGCAGAGUUCAUCUCCGAGAGCUGGAGUUUCGGGCUGGGUGAUCCGGAUGCUGUUCAGUCAAAGGGCAUUCGAUAUUCCCUCCCUUUCAACGGAGCAGCUCGCCAUGUCUGUCAGUCGUUCGGUCAUCCUUCCCUCCCCCCCUUGAUGCUUGCCCUGCUCACCCCGUGGACCUUGGCAGGGGGCAAGUACUCCCACCGGGGGCAGCUCCACAACAGCGUUGACUUCGACAUGCCUGUGGGUCACCAGGUUCGGGCGUGCCGCUCGGGGAUAGUGAUCGCCACCAAGAAUGACAGCGAUGAAGGAGGAGCGUCCAAGAAAUACUCUGGCUCAGCAAACUUCGUUCAAAUACUCCACUCUGACCACACCGUUGGCUGCUACCUUCAUUUCCUGAAGGGCGGGGUCACGGCUCGGGUGGGAGCCAAGGUCAGGAGAGGGCAGGUCAUCGGCUUCAUCGGCAUGACUGGCUUCACCUCGAGGCCCCACGUUCACUUCCACGUGAAGAGGUGUGGGGACUUCCAUGAUGGCAGGGAGUGGACGACGGUUCCCUUCCUCUUCAAGGGGCCGACAUCGCAGGGCCUUGUGCUCAACGCCGGGUGA
Guillardia theta CCMP2712 is the source of this 1329-nucleotide messenger RNA. RefSeq lists its product as hypothetical. The record is from RefSeq and is a predicted model, not a curated record. Bases 1 to 1329 code for a protein of 442 amino acids. The transcript is spliced from 7 exons. NCBI's taxonomy places the organism in Eukaryota, Cryptophyceae, Pyrenomonadales, Geminigeraceae. Gene Ontology annotation, molecular function: metalloendopeptidase activity.